Molecule: messenger RNA, 1980 nt
Organism: Benincasa hispida (wax gourd)
Lineage: Eukaryota; Viridiplantae; Streptophyta; Magnoliopsida; Cucurbitales; Cucurbitaceae
Product: SET domain-containing protein
Biological process (GO): peptidyl-lysine monomethylation
Molecular function (GO): protein binding; protein-lysine N-methyltransferase activity
Source: RefSeq, a predicted model, not a curated record
UAUGAAACUAGAAGGCCAUUGAAAAAAAAGGCUGUUGUUAGAACUGUAAAUUUUGGAACCCUCUCUUACUCGGCAACCAUUUUGUACUCAUCGGAGCACUACGGGCAUUGCAUGUUUUGCAUAAAAUACAAGAUAACUGUUGUGUAAAUGCUUUUGGGAAUUCGAUUCAACAAAAUAUCGCGAUGGCGGACAUCUCCAGUAAUUUCUGCUUCUCAUGCUUUCCACUUCAAUGGCUACUUCUCAACCACUUCUCCACUCGAGGAACUACGUUUCUUGGCCGAGAGUAACGAAGACACAUUUCUACCAUGGUUGGAACGAAAAGCAGAGAUGAAGAUCUCGUCAGUGCUUUCUAUUGGGAAAUCUUCCAUUGGAAGGUUUCUGUUUGCUUCUGAGACUAUACGAGCCGGAGAUUGUAUUUUAAAGGUUCCUUUCAAUGUGCAAAUUUCACCCGAUGUUCUUCCUUUACCCAUUAAAAAUCUUUUAGGCAAUGAGAUUGGAAAUGUUGCCAAGCUUGCUGUUGUAGUUCUUCUUGAACAGAAAUUGGGCUCGGGUUCUGAAUGGGCGCCUUACAUUACCCGACUUCCUCAACCAUGGGAGAUGCAUAACACAAUGUUUUGGAAUGAAAGUGAGUUGGAGAUGAUUCGUAACAGCUCUUUGUAUGAGGAAUCACUUAAUCAAAGAUCACAGAUUGAAAGGGAAUUUCUGGCAAUCAGGAAAGCUCUGGAAACCUUCCCUGAAAUUAUUGAUAGGAUCAAUUGCGAUGAUUUUAUGCAUGCACAUGCCCUUGUUACUUCUAGAGCAUGGAGAAGCACAGAGGGUGUCUCUCUGAUUCCAUUUGCAGAUUUUCUAAAUCACAAUGGCGCUUCAGAAGCAAUGGUACUGAAUGAUUAUGACAAACAGCUCUCUGAGGUCAUUGCUGAUCGUGAUUAUGCCCCUGGUGAACAAGUACUAAUAAGGUAUGGAAAAUAUUCAAAUGCUACGUUGAUGUUGGACUUUGGGUUUGCACUUCCAUACAACAUCCAUGAUCAGGUACAGGUCCAGGUUAAAACAGAUAAAGAUGAUCCUUUGGCGAGAAUAAAGUUGGAAAUUUGGCUAAGAAGUUGCACACCAGGUACCGAGUAUGUUAGAGGUGUUUAUUCCACUGGGAAUUCUUUCACCAUCAGGGAAGUGAGAUGUGCCACUGGGAAAGGGAGAGGUCUUCCCCAAUCACUUCGUGCAUUUGCUCGUAUUUUAUCUUGCUCUAAUCCUCAGGGUUUGUAUCUCCCUCUUUAUUGGCUGUCAUUCCUGUAUUGGCAUGACUCUGAUAUCUUGUUGGUCCUUGUUUAUUGUACAGAGUUAAAUGAAUUAAGUACUGAAGCUGUUAAUGGUGAUGGUCGGUUGGCUCGAAUUCCACUGAAGAAUGUCAAUAAAGAGGUUGAAGCACAUCAGAUUUUGCUUUCUCAAUUCAAACAAUUAGUCGAAGAGUAUAAUGCAUCUAUUGAGGCAUUAGAACCUGUUGAUUCUCCCUGUUUGUGCAAAAAGUUGGCAUGGCGAAGGCUGAUGGCCCAUCAUCUUCUCACUGGCGAGCUUCGCAUCCUCAAGUCUGCUAUUGCUUGGCUGGAGAAAUAUUGUGAUGCCAUUUAGAUUCACCACUGAAAGUAUCACAACAAUUUAUAAUAGGAGGUAUUGGAUCAUGACUUCUGAUUAUGAUAAUGCUCAUUAUAUCAUACUCUUUAUAUUGUGAGCUCCUAGGUUUCAUUUGAGUUUAUGCAUGUAGUGUUUUCUGUGAAAAAUGAGUUAGAUGAUUUUACAAAUUAAGGAAAAUCCAACCAUAAAGCAUUUCUUCUUCAGCUAAAUAUUUGAGUCCAAGUCAGGCUAACGAUUGAUGAUCCACUGGGAGACCUAGUGCUAGGUAUGUAGUUUAGGUGAAAAUGGAAUUCACAAACUGGAGAAAACCUAUAAUAUAGAUUGGAUAAUUUGGAGCAUCUCCAAUUGAUACCA